AUGGCUGCAGAGCGGCUGCAGCACUCCAGAGCAGCUGCCGGUGCUAGUGGGAAUGCAAAGGAAGGAGCUGUUCCAGUGCUGACCCUGGGCGAAGCAGCAGCAGCAGCAACAGCAACGCCAUCUUGCUCUGCCCUCCCCGCAACACUGCACAAAAUGGAGGACGAUUUUGCUUGCCAAGUCAAGAAGAUGGCCUUGGCCAUGGGAGCAUCCCUGACCGACAAGGAUCUUGACUUGUUGCCUUCUGACGUGAGGCAUCAUGCUUCAUUCAACUACACCAAAUUCUUUGACUAUAUGCAGAAAUUUCUGACAUCAGAUGAGCGGGAGCUACACUUGCGGAAGGCUUUCCAAGUGCUCGACAAAGAUGGCAGUGGCUUCAUCGAAUGGAAUGAAAUCAAGUACAUCUUAUCCACAGUGCCCAGCAGCAUGCCAGUGGUGCCCUUAUCAGAUGAAGAGGCUGAAGCCAUUAUCCAAGCCGCUGACACUGAUGGAGACGGACGGAUUGAUUUUCAAGAAUUUUCCGAUAUGGUCACAAAGGAGAAGAUUCCGAAGAAAAAAUAGGAGAGAGAAAGAUGAGCUGCCUCCUGCUUCUCUGCUCAGAUGUCUUUUUUCUGGGGUGGGACUACUGGAACAUAUCUUAUCCAUGUUGCUGAUUAUGAUGAUCUUGCUGAAAGACCUCUCCCUAUUAUUUUGCAGGAUGGGGUGGGGGGAAAUCUACAGCUGUGCCAGGGCUUGCUGAGAGGUCUUUGCAGUGCACGGGGCUUGUGUACCCCCAAUGAGGAUAGAAAGGAUCGGAAGAUGUUAGUUACAUGACCUCUGUGCCUCUCUCCUCACUGGGGAACCAGUCAGUCAUCAGAUGUCUCCUGCCCCUUGAAUAUUUGCCUGGAGUCAUGCUACUUUCUCUAGAACUAUUUUUUUCUCAUCUGGCUUAGCAUGUGUUUCUGCAGUGGAAUGUGUAAAAAAGCAAGACCCACUCUCCAGAUUCUUAGCAAGAUGAUUGCCAGAGGCACAUCCUCCCUCUGGCUCUGGUGCAACCAUUCCUUGGGCACUGCUUAGAAAACUUAGCUGUAGCCUGGUACCUUCCUUCCUUUCCCUUGAGCUGAGAUUCUGCCGAUUUUCAUCGGCUCCUGUCUUUUCUAGAGGGAGACUUGUCUGGUUGCAUGAUAUCAGACACAGACAGGCCUGUGUUAUGGAGAACAUGGGAGUAAUUGAAGUGUGUGUGUGUGUGUGUGUGUGUGUGUGCACACGCAUGUUUUACAGUCUACCCACAGCCCAUCACCUAGCACUAUAUUCUCUCUCCAACUCCACUGCAAGCGUUUUAAAAGGGAAAGCCUAAUGGAUGGAACAUUACUCAU
Messenger RNA from Hemicordylus capensis (graceful crag lizard), 1352 nucleotides. It is a transcript of the gene PVALEF, whose product is annotated as parvalbumin like EF-hand containing. Gene Ontology annotation, molecular function: calcium ion binding. NCBI's taxonomy places the organism in Eukaryota, Metazoa, Chordata, Lepidosauria, Squamata, Cordylidae. Bases 1 to 558 code for a protein of 185 amino acids. Gene Ontology annotation, cellular component: cytoplasm; nucleus. The transcript has 5 exons. The record is from RefSeq and is a predicted model, not a curated record.